AUGAGGAAGAAGCUCGGCACGAGAUUCCCCGCGGUACGUUUCCUCGCGUAUUUGUUCAAACUCUGUUAGUUCCGUUGCUUCCUUCGGUUUGAUCUGUUUUAUUUACCCGGUUUAUCUGUAAUUUGGGAUGGGAUGGCGUGAUAUGAAGGGCCGGCUGUUCGGCGUCGAUUAUUCUUGCUUUUCUGUUGCUGAUCUGUUGCUGGAUUUCUUCAUUGCGCGUCUAGGAAAUGUUUUUUGCAAUUCGUUACGCAACGGAGAUUCGGUUGUGUUUUAUUGGCUGAAUUCUGCCGUGUUAUGGUGUUCAAAUAUGUUGUAGACGGGGACGCAAAUGUCCUGAAUCGUCUCCGCGGUCUUAAUUGAGUCAUAGAGCGUGGAUCAAGCAUAGGGAUGGACAUCUGUUGUAUGCAGAUGGAAAUACGUGAGAUCCCAACAUGGUCUCGUUUCAAUUUGUGAACAUGGGAUGCAAGGGGCUGUUGUGAAACCGAAAGGAGAAAGAUCCAGAGUUUAUUGUUCCGUUUUUAAUUUAGUUGAAAUGUGUCAGGCCAAUUAGCAAUGCCAGAAAAGUUCGUGUUGGGUAUAUGAAAAGACUGGAAGAGAGGGGUUCUCAUGUGGUCAUUGAUCUUAGCAGCAGUGCCACGAGCAUAUUACUGUAAUGCUGUUGAUAAGUGGUUCUUCUGUUUCACCUUUAAGUAGUUUCCGGAAGUUACAUUAAUACUUAUCUUGACUAACAUGGGACCAUUAUAGUAUGACACCUGCUGGAUUAUCUGAUUUUAUACAGCAUCGGUGGUUGGGAUUUCCCCCUUAGUUCCUUUUUAAGGACGAAGUUUGCCUGGAAAUCCCUCAGUGGCUCACUAGUAGGGUCCUUUUUGAUGCCAUGAGUGUUUCAUUGAAUGAAACCAAGAUCUCAAUUACUUAGUGUAUCUGCUUGAAAUUAAAUGAAAUAUACUUGAAUUGUUGCAUAUGUCACAUGUAAUUAGACCUAUGGAUUUUUAUGAUGGAGCUAAUAGGUUUAUAUUUUCCGUAUUCGUGCUGAUUUUUUUCUAAUGAGUGCGUAAUGUCGAACCAUUGAAAAAUUAAUGUGCAAAUAAUUCGAGGAUCUCAAUGACACUGAAUGAAGGGAAUAGUUUACAAAGGUUGGUUCUGAUUUUAUUGUCGUACUAAUGGUAUUUGGGUACGUCAGAUCAUUGGGAGUAGCCUGGACUAGAAUGAUAAGUAACAUUAGAUACUCGUGCAUCGUUUUAUUUCUCUUUAUCAUAAUAACCGGGUAGGAGGCUAAACGGAUGCUUUCCUCAAGACCAUCACACUUGAAGUUUAAUGGGCUUCUAUGGUCCACAAUUUAUUCAAACUUUGCACAUCUUGAUUUUCAGAGUUGAAAUGAAUUUUCGUAAACUGUACCUCUUAGUGCGAAGAGUUAUGCUUCCGUUGUGUGAAUGUGAAAUUUUGUCCACCACAAGAUGUAGCUACAUAAUCUUUGCUUGUGAUGUACGUGGUCUGUCACUGGGGUUUACUAUAACCUUUGAAGUUUUCAUUAGAGUUACCUUCAUUGAUGGCAUGAGCUCUCCUGUUCUUGGCUGAGUCUUAAUAUAGAGAGUGUUGCCAUAUCAUUGAAAAAAUUAUAUCUUCUACUUUUUAGAAUAUGCUGUCAUUUACAAUAUUUCUCUUAAAUUUUUUAUGGGGGUAUCAUUUCGUUCCGCUCAUGCUAUGUCUCUAGUGAUGACUUCAGAGCAGAGUGAUCUUGUCUUCCUGUGGAUGCCAGCGGCAUCUGCAUAUCAUUUAUGAUUUGGUGCAAUUAAUGGCUCUACUGAUGGAAGAAUUUUUUACUACAUUGCAGUCUCGUAUCAAAAAGAUUAUGCAAGCAGAUGAGGAUGUUGGAAAGAUCGCCUUGGCUGUGCCUCUCUUAGUUUGUGAGUCAUAAACUGAGCUUAAUUUCCAAUGUGUUAUCUAAUUUCUCCUUUUUUGGGGGGAAGGGGAGGGUGGGAUUAGGAUUAGUGUCUUUCUGCGUUUAUUUUUCAUAAUUAAUAUCUUUUUAUGACUAUUUUCCCCGUCAGUUUUGAUGACCAGUAAAUGUGGAUGAUGUAAAUUGAAUGGAAUGAAGUGCUGUCCAUUUUACUUAAUAUUUUAGGCAAUAAAGUACAGUGACAAUAGCAGUAUUCAUAGAAGCAUACCCUAAUAAAAAACAUGCUAUUUAAUGCGUUAAAUUUUUUAAAGUGAAUGAGCUCAGAUUGUAAUAGCUAUUGCCUGAGACAGAUUAAAUGAGUAUAUACCAAUAGAUGUUACUCCAUCUUCCAUCUGUUACAUAUGAAUUGAUGAGCUAAAAAAAGUUCGUUAUAUCUAUAUCGAGAGAGAGAGAGAGAGAGAGAGAGAGAGAGAUCCAUAUCUGUCAUUCUGACUCUAGUAUAAAAAUUGAGCUUCUCGCAUCAGAGGAAGCUUAUGGAUACAAUGUACACCACACCUCUUUACUUCUGGGAAUUAGAUAAUUUUUUCAUCAAAAAGUUUGAAAAUGUGCAUAGAUCAAAUUUAGAUCGCAAUCUAUGGUCAUUUAUAAUUAGAUUUCCAUGAAAGACUAGUGAAACAAUUCUGUAUAUGCCACCAACCAACUAUGUAUCCUAGUGUGGGUUUCUCAUAGGUUUAGGGUUGGUGAUUUUCUCUAUGUAGCAUACUCGUCUAGCAUUUUUUUUUCUAAAAUAAUUUUAAUGUUUGUCAUUGGUUUUACUUUUCCAAAGUUGAUUAGCGUGAUUGUAGAAUAUUGUUUGAGGAAUAAGACGGGAAACAGCUACGAUUGGAUUUGUGAGACCAACAAGAGUGAGAAGAAAAAACAGAAAAAUUCUCCCCUAGCGUUUCACUGUAGAUGCUAGUAUUCAGGAUCAAAUGGUUAUUUCACAGUAACUAACUCUUAUAUUGACUUUAACAUGGGAAGAACAAAAUAUUCACUGCAAUGUGCUGCUGGUAUCAAUGUCAAGUUAGUCAAAAUUCCUGAAAGGUUUUGUUGGCACUGUCACUAAUCUUGGUGUCGUGUCAACGUAAGUCAGAUCUAUGCUAAUGGCAGUGAUGGGAUGAUAAAUAAUUAAUUAUGUGCCGUUUUCAAUUUCUCGUAAAUCAUUCUAAGGUGAUAACGUGUAAAAUAUGUAAAGUUAUUAAAAUUUGAUAUUUUAAUUCGACAGAUUUCAUGCCACCUAGUGGUCUGCACUGGUUAUUCUGCUGGCACUUCCAGCAAUGAUACGUAUUAUGCAUUUAUUCAUGUUAGUUUUCAGAUUCCAUUUAUUGAAGCUUUAUUGGAAACGCAUAUUCUUUAUUAUGCCUGCCUUAAAGGUCUGAAACAUGUUGCUUGCUGCAAAAUUCUGUCAACACUCGCUUUUGCUUGCUGUCUGAAAAAUUCCAUUUGAAGUCUUUUAUAGUUGUAGCACUCGUUGCUGGACAAAAUGAGUCAUUAUUCGAGUGGAUGUAUUGCAGCAAAAGCAUUGGAGUUGUUUCUGCAAGAUCUAUGUGAUAGAACAUACGAAAUCACCCUCCAGAGAGGAGCCAAGACAAUGAACUCUCUGCACCUGUAAGUUAAGCUUGUAUAUGCCUUCUUUGAUUUAUGCAUUUAAAUACCUUACACAACUGAAGAUAUGGAUGAUCUUUGGAAAUAACUUAGAGAAAAAAAGAAAAUCUGAGUUUACUACUUAGAAAAUAUGGUAGUGACUUUCUAAUGUAACCCAAAUCGAAUCAAUCUUUUCUUCCGAUUUUGAUUUCCAAUGAGUAGUCACAAGGGGGAGAUACAAAGAUCCUUAAGUUGAUGCUCAAUAGACAUAGGUGCAUACCGCAUGUAGCGUAUAUAUUUAGAAAUAUACCCCAUAUGUGAUGUGCAUAUUUAUAUAUGUAUAUUUCAGAAGUAAUGGUGAUCACACUCUACACGACCGAUUUUGCAUCUUGAAUAAUCUGACUGUUAAGAUGAUGAUGACUUUACUUCUUCAAAAAAAAUUCCAUGGAAAAGAUAGAAUCUAAAAUCUCGUUGACAGUCACAUAUUGCCCGUCUUGAUGUAUUCAUAUUCACAAAAUGAUUAAUGUGCUUUAUGGAGAGAUCACUGCAAGGAGAAAGGAACAGAGAAAAAUACUUGACUGCAUAAACCUUGGCCCAAGAAAUUCCCCAUGACGUUAAACUCAGGAAUGGUGGAGAUUUCAUCCUAUGAACUGAGAAAACCAGGGCAUCAUGGCUUUCAUCUCUGUUUUUUCCUGUUAUCUUAUAAUUUCUGAAUCAUCGAUUGCAUACAAGAGUCUCGUCUAUAGUGCUUGUAGAGAGGAAUGCUUUAAUUCGGAUUUCUCUUUAUUCCAUGGGAAGAUGUAUUUAUAUGAGAGAAAGGGAUACAUACAUAUUCAUAUAUAUCAAGAUACAAAUCCGAAUUAAUUUUGGCUUGCUAUCUGUCGUUCUUGUAAUGCAUCUGACACACACAUUUCUUGAAAUUUCAGAAAGCAAUGCAUAAAGAGUUAUAGUGCCUUUGACUUCUUGACCCACGUCGUGCAUAAGGUACCUAACUUAGGUGAAGCACAUCCAAAUGGAGAGGACAAGGGCAUCUCUAGAAGACGGUAAGUGUCAUACAACAAUCCUUAUCUUGUGCACCCACACUUUUAAGUUGACAAUCAUCUCCCACCUGAUCGAAGACAACCUUUUUAUAGAAAAAUAUUGCCAAAUGAUCCAUACAUAGAGGCUGACGAGGAUCGGAAGUCCCAGAAGACGGUAUACAUCCCCCCCUCCACCUGCCUCCUUGAAGUUUCCAUCCACUGAUCUCUGUUUGCAAAUGAGGCAAUCUUUACAGCAGAUCACAAGAAGCCCGAGUCUCAGAGGACGAGGAAGAGGAAGAGGAAGGGGCAGAGGUCGGCCGUGCAGCAAUCCGGCCGAGCACGACGCAGAGCAGAAGAAAUCCGAAGAUCUUGGAAGCAGCUCCCUCGAACGCGAGCCGCCCUUCAAUGUAGGUGAAUCCAGUGCCAUGGACAGCGCCGCCAAUCCUGGCAGCAUACCCGGUAACCUCAAGCCCAUCUCCGACACUUCUUCCCACGACGAAGAUUCCUUUAUCGAUGGUAUGGGUAAUUUCCAAACCCCAAACCUUGUAUAUAUGCCGAUGAGAGUAGAUGAUGAUGAGGACUAUGAUGAGUAA
Messenger RNA from Spirodela intermedia, 5132 nucleotides. NCBI's taxonomy places the organism in Eukaryota, Viridiplantae, Streptophyta, Magnoliopsida, Alismatales, Araceae. The record is from the annotation of a GenBank genome assembly.